Molecule: messenger RNA, 1609 nt
Organism: Dimorphilus gyrociliatus
Lineage: Eukaryota; Metazoa; Annelida; Polychaeta; Dinophilidae
Source: the annotation of a GenBank genome assembly
AUCAAGUUGCAUUCAGAAUUGAAUUAUUGAAUAAUUUCAUUGCAGCCGGCAACCAAAUUUAGUUGUAAGCAAAAAUAUUGCAUUUCUGCUUGUGAAUUCUUCUAUAUUUUCGCGCAUAUCUCGAUAAUUUAAUUCCAGCGUAUAACAGCGAACGAUCGGCUAAAAAAGAAGGUAGGUAUUGGCCUAGAUUUUGUAUAAGAAACAAUUAGAUUUUAGGUAAUUUGAUCUGAUCUGCACCUUAGCGCCAUGAGUACAACUAAAUGUUCGCAAUUGAAUCGGACUGUGCAUAAUCGAAUGUGCUUUAAAGCAAUAAAAGAUAACUCGAUUUUCCAAACCAACUUUUGACGGCAGUUUGCUUUUGACUAGCGUCAAAGAUGCUUCUCUUUGUUCAUCUUUUUUUAAUUGUCUAAGUCAGAGUUAAGAAGAUCCAAUAGCUCUGCUCAGCUUUCAAUUUGCGAUAAAAUUUCCCUCAGAAAUUCUUAAGAAAAGCCCAGAAUUUUUACUAUAAGAAAGGAGCGAUAUUCUAAAUAUGAAUUUUACAGAUGGAUUACGCAAACUACCUAUCCAGCAGCAAUCCUACAGCAAAUGCAGCUGUAGCAUGCUCUUUCAGCCAAUGCUCUUUGGAUGUUUCUUCUUCUCAAACUCCCCAGCUAACAGCACCAUCAGCUUAUUCGGACCUUCAACCCACUCAUUGUCAAAUGCCACCACCGACAGCCUAUCGUUACAAUCCAAUGCAUGGAUUCCCUGCUCCGCCACCCACCGAUACAUGCACAAUGAUGGCUAGAAGAGAAGGUUCAAGCGUUGGAGCCGCUCAAUUAGGUCACCAUAUGGGGCACCAAGCAAUGUUCGGUUCCCAUCAUGCCGCAGGUAUUUCCCAGUACAAAAUGUACGCCACUGCAACCGCCGCUGCUGCUGCAGCUCACGUAGCUCAUGCCGGUCAUAGCGGAAGUGGUUCGUCUGAGAAACGGAAGCAAAGACGAAUCCGAACAACAUUUACAUCGGCUCAAUUAAAAGAACUUGAGCGAGCCUUUGCGGAGACACAUUACCCAGAUAUCUAUACGAGAGAGGAGAUAGCAAUGAAAAUUGACUUAACCGAAGCCCGUGUUCAAGUCUGGUUUCAAAAUCGAAGGGCUAAAUUUCGUAAAAUGGAGAGGAUCAAGCAACAAAGCCAAUCGGUAACGAGCGGUAACAGUAAUAAAGAACAACAGCAGUCGCCUUCUAAGGAUGUUAAGAAAGAAUCGAUAAAUGGUAAGAGUAGAAAAGAUAAAUGUCUGCUUUUCUUUUAAAGGAAAAAGAAAACCUUUUAUUUAAUUAAACAGCCCUCUUUCUUUUUAUAGGAACAACAAAGUCACAAAAUUCAGAACAAUCUAAAUGGUCAUUACCAUCAGAUUCUAAAUUGACUUCCAAUCAAUCUAACGUCCAGGGACCUUAUUCGUCUUUGCUCUCUUCCACGCCAUCUACUGACAGUUCUCAAUACGAUUAAGUCAAUCAAUACCUGUAACUUUAUAAUAUAUAAAGCAUAUGUAUAAUAUCUAUUUUUGUUUAAGUUGUGAAAAGAAAAAAUGUUUAUUUGUAUGUAUAUUUAAAUGUUUAAAUAACUAACGUCUAU